CAACGAGUUUGGGUAGCGAAGCCGUUGUCGACGCCGUCCAUGGACGAUUCAAGCAAUGCCAUGGAGCUCAAGCUGCAGCAGAAUCUGCUCAAGCAGCACGAGAACUACGCCCGGCAAAAGGAACUCCUCCAGAAACUCAAGAUGCAGAGCGAGGCCACGGCGCGCAACUUGAGUAUGCCAUUGCUAUCGAAAUCACCCGUGGUCGCGCCGUCAUCCUUACACGAAGCAUCGCUUCCCAGUCCCGUGAACCGAGACAAGAUGUUUCACGCGGCUGCGCCGUCGCCCCGACCGCUGUCAUCGUCCUUGAUUGAGUUGGCCAAAGACGAUCAGCGCAUCCAAGACAUCUACUCACAGGAGCUCGUCAACGAUGGACUGCGCAAGCAGCUCGAGCUCAUUCGACGGCUCGAAAGCGACAACUCCCGCCUUCGUUCAGAGACGGGCACCUUGCGCACACAAGUGACGCUACUCGAAGAUCGAUCGAAGCUCAAGGAGCGCGAACUCGCGCGUCAAGCUGCAGACCUCGAAGACUCAACGAACCAACUCAUGGACUUGCGUCAAGACCACCAUAAUGCAUUGCAACAGGGGCAAGAGACUCAGCAUGCGUUGGCCAAGGUGACGCGAGUGAAGGAUGCUCUGGAGGAGGAGCUGCGCGCUGCGCUGGACUCCCAACGGCGGCUUCACGAACGUAGCCACGUCGUCGAAAGAGAAGUUGACGAGGCAAAGGGUCGGGAGGCUGCAUUACUCGCCCACACCAAGGCUCUGGAAGCCACGCUGGCCAAGCAUGAAGCCACGAUUCGGGAUUUGCAGCACGACACCCUCAAACUACAGGAAACGCUCGCACAGAAGUCAGACCAGUGCACAGCGGUACAGGCGUCGGCUACGUCGUGCGUCGAGCACAUCGAAGCCAACUUGAAAGCCGUGCAGGACAACUUGGCUCGCGAAUCGGACAAGCGGCGGACGUGGGAGGCUGCGUGCCACACGCUCGAAGCCGAGGUCGAGUCGCUGAAAGCCAAUGACCUUGUGGUGAGGCAAACCCUCGACUCGGUGCGGGAUCUUCGGGAUCGCAAUGCCGCACUGGAAGAGAAGCAGCCAUACUACCAUCAGCUCGAGCUCGACAACAAGGAUAUGCACGCCAAGCUGCUCUUGGCCCAGCGCGACCGCGAAGAGCACGAACGCCUCGUCGUCCAGAUGAAGCACGGGAUUUGGCAGACAACUAGCGUGCUCAAGAAGGAGUUCGAGGCGGUGCGGGCGUACGUCGCGUCGAUGGAAGAGGAGGAAGGGAUAAUGGUCGAAGACGUUGACGUCCAAGUCACGUCGUGGCACGAGUGUCCAUCGGAAGUCCAGACUCUGCGCAGCGUACUCCACCACUUCAAGCACGACUUGGUGCACUUGAGCAAACGGAUGGUCGAGGGGCGCGAGAAGGAACAAACACUCAAAGCAGAAUGCAACCACUUGCAGCAAAAGCUCGUGGCGCUUCGACAAGACAUGAAGGAACUGGAACGGCAAUUGGAGAAACAGAAGGAGCUUUAUGCGAUUGCCGAGUCGGCCCGAGAAAUGUCGACUCGGGAGAAGCGCGACCUCCUCCUUUGGAGCCGCGCAACGUGCCAGAAGACGGAGCGCAUGGCGAGCGAAGUCGACCAGUGGGAGCAGUUCACCAUCCAACAAGUGCAUCGCAUGCACCGACUGCCGUGGCAAGAGACCACCGUCCAGAUCGCGGAGCUCAAGUACACGUCGUACGCGGAGCUGCGGUCAUCGUGGGAGCAGGCCCUUCAGUGUGUCUUGCAAGAAGCCCACCAAUGCCACGUCAAGUGCAACCAAGAAACCCACCGCGCAAACAAAGAGACGAAGCGAAAGCUCGAGCUCCAGCGCCGUCUCGACGCGGGGGACGCCGAGUGGCAAAAGAAGUGUGCUGAAAAGGACACAGAGAUGCAAGCGAUGCAGUUGCGCCACACGUCGAGUUUGCAGACGCUACAGGACCAGCACCGAUGCCUUGUAAAGGAGAACGACACCCAGAUCGCGACGCUGACCCACCAAGUGGAGGACUUGACGGUCAAGUGGAAUGCGUGCGAGCACGACCGGCAAAUGCUUCGUGACCAGCAUGCGAUUCUCGAAGCCCAGGCGCCGUUGUAUACGGGCAUCGCCCACAUGUUUGCCGUGUGCGUGCGGCCCAUGGUGCUCCAGAUCAGCGAGCUCCAGACGCAGAAACGAAUCCUGACCCACCAGCUCGGACAGAUGUAUGCUCAGCAAAAGGAAAUGGACCAAAUUGCAGCGCUCUUUCACUCGACAGAGCUCAAGAAGCCUCUUAAAGUCACGUUUCGCGCAGCGGCGCUCGCAGUGUUUGCGUCCAACCGCCUGCGCAACACCAGUCGGCAGUACGGGCGCAACGAAGCGCUCGGGCUCGUCUUUCCCCAGCAAAUUGGAGUUGUCAAGCUCUUGCCCCUCUCAAGUGUUCAGUACACAACGCAGACGCUGCUCCAACUCGAAAACAACAACUUUGUUGAGAAAUGGACGCGGCUAGCCCACGACACGUCAUCGCUGGGGGGGCUCCCGACGGGGCAAAAGCGUCCUGGCACGUAUAGCCACUCGGGCGUUGGGGAGUUGGUCCUGUCGACGCUUGCGGCGAUCGAUCCGUCUGGCGAGUGCGUCGUCACCAACACGCUGCAGGGCCACGCGAGCUUUCUCUGCGACCUGCAUCCCGUCCGCGCCAACGACAAGAAACUUACCGUCGACGUCCACCGCAUUCGCCGCGAGGUGGUCGAGUGGAUGAAGAAGGUGGAAAACUUGCAAUUCCAGCGCACGGCGCUGCAAAAAGAAAACUACGCGCUGCAAUCGCAGAUCCAUGAAAAGGACUUUGAGCUCCGGGAAAUGCACGUGCUAAGCGCCAAUGCCCAAGAGCUCCAGGAGAAGCUCGCGAUGUACCAAACCCAAGAUGGCCACGGUAUCACGCUGCGCGAAUUUGAAGCGUGUGUCGCCGCGUGCAAGGAAGCGGAAGCACGGUGUGAUGCGUACGUGGCCGAGCUCGACGAGAAGAAGCAGCUCGCAAAGGAGCUGCAGUCCCAACUCGACGUCACGACGGGUCGAAACAAGUUGGUCGAAGAGCAGUUGGACACAACGCGGCAAGCGCUGCUGGAAGAAGAGGAGGCGGUUGUGUCGCUGAAGAGCGUUGUCGCUCGGUACGAAGGCGAGAUGCGCCAGCUCACGCAGGCCGCGCACAGCGUCCAGUCGCAGUUCCAGCAGCGAUGCACCGAACUCGAGAGCGACAAACUCGAACUGAACGCGCUGUCGGCACUCCUCCACGAAACGCAGCGGAAAAACCAAUCGUUGGAGGACGAGCUCGACCAGAUGCACCAAGAAAUCAAGGCCAAGUCAGGUCAAAGCCACAAACUCGUGAGCAGCAGCCACCGUUCUCGAGCUGGGUCAGAGCACAGCAUCCGCCCAAGCGAAACCUACUCACCGCACGACCGCCACGCGUCCAAGGUGCACGAGUCCGUGGGGGAUCGGCCGCUUCGCUCGUCUGCGCUGUCGUCGCUUCAUCCCGCUGCCAUCGAGUACAAAGACGUGCCGCAUACCCUGAGGGCGUCCCACGCGACUUCGUCCCGCGACAAGAUGCACGUCGCCGACUUGGAAUCGAACGACGACACGGACAACAUGGACAUCGACAAGGUGCACCUCGCCGUCCAUAGCUACAUGAAUCGGAUCGACAUGAAGCUCCAGUCCAUGUAUGGCAUCCCAGGAUCGGACAAGUGGAAACAGUACAAGUUUAGCGAACACACGUAAAUGAUAUAGCAACGGUAGUGGUUUCGAUUACAGAGUCGAGGCGGCGUCGGCACGGCGCUGUCGGCGGCACGUCAAAAAGAUGCCAAUGCCCUCGACAUGCGUCGACACGGCAUAGCCGUUGGCCGCAUGUGCUUGAACAAACCGCUUGAGCUCGGCGGCCGAGAACCAAUGCGACUCGUACUUGGACGACGGCACCCAAAGGUCGCUCGUGGUGAAGUCGCACAUGUCGAGGGUCACGUUGUCCCCCACGAGCGCCGGGUUCUUCAUGUAGUAUUCAUGGACGCCGCGGCGGAAGCUCUCGCUGUGCCAGCACCCGAUGACGACAACACCGUCGUCGCCGGCAACGUCGAUCAUUUGAUCAAUCACGCCUUGGCGAAUCGCUUCUGGGAGAAUUCCAAACGUGUUCAUGAGAAUAGCCACGACGCGGGUCGACGUCCAAAAGUCCGCCGGCAUGGUCCGCUUCAGGAUCGCUUCCAGCUCCAACGCGUUGCCUUCAAUCAGGUAGUUGCGCGGAUGCGCAUGCAUCGCAGGGUGGAUGUCUUUCGCCAACUCGAUCAUGACCGGGUUGAUUUCGACGCCGACCGUGUACGCCAUGCGCUCAAAGAGCACCGACCCCAUCUCGGACGUCCCGCACCCGACCUCGACGUACGAAGUGGGGCGAUCCAGCGCCAUCAGCGACGCAAUGUACGCCUUCUGCGCCGUGUACAGCUCCGUCAUGAUCGCACACUUGCCAGUGUAGACAGAAUCCCGCCAGAUGAGCGGCAUCUUCCGGUCCGACCAGACCGCCACAACGCUCUCUUCCGACGAAUCGGCCAAUGCAAACGACACCUUCGACACGACCGCAACAUUCGCGUCGACGUCCACGUGCUUCGAUUGAACGACUUGCUCGAGGAGCGCAACGCCGUGGCCACUCGUCACGGCAAAGAUCGCGUCGCGCGCCAGCUUGGCCACGGCGCUGACCAACUGGCGGACAUCGUCGAUGUCCAUCUCGGUCACGUCGAUGUUGCUCCACACGACGUCGAAUGGUGCCGACACACUGUACGUGAGGGGAUUGCCUCGCUCAAACGACGCGUUCGGUGCGGCCCACUGCUGGCCUUUGCUGUCGACGACGUGGACGCGUCCGGCGCGUGCGAGGAUCGUGGGCAUAACACGGACGUUGCCAGCGUUCAGGACGACCACCGACUUGGCAGCGACGUACGUUUGAAUUGCGUCCAUGUAGUGUCCGAGCGGAUCCGAAAAUGACGGAGCGAGCCCGGCAAGAACAGUCGCAUGAUGCGAUGUAUUUAUACUCGGCCGUUGGCUGGUCGACUGGCCAAUUGCCAGCGCCGACGCCAGACGAAUUGACGACAUGUGGACUCCGCAACUUCAACAUGUCGGCGGCAGGCCCGACUCGAGGCGUCGCGUAUGCGACAUGGUGGAUGUGGCAAUAUCCCCGUGGACGGGGGAGGAUUCGUCGCCGUUCGUGGGAAGACGAACGAAGCUGCAUGCGAGAGCGGCGAGAGAGAACGGAGCCGUGGCGCGAUUGUGGCAAGGCCAUCUCGCGUCGACAUCGUGGAUUUUUCCAUGGCCAAUCAUGGCCCCGGGUUUGUAAAUCCAACUUGAAUGGGAUGAGAAUCUCUGAGUUGACGUUGAAGUGUUCUCGGUCGCCGCCAAGAGGCGCUGCCCACCCAUGCAUUCGCAGCUGGCGCGUGCCUCCAUCAAUCGGCACAGAUGCAGGGGGGUUGCCUGGAUGGGCGAUGCGGCGGUUCGUGUGGGACGUCCAUCUUGUUAUGGCGCUUGUACACGAUCUGUAGUCCAGUAGUGCGAGUGCA
This is a messenger RNA of Aphanomyces invadans, 5588 nucleotides long. RefSeq lists its product as hypothetical. The record is from RefSeq and is a predicted model, not a curated record. The coding region runs from base 40 to 3777 and encodes 1245 amino acids. The transcript has 5 exons. Lineage: Eukaryota; Oomycota; Saprolegniomycetes; Saprolegniales; Verrucalvaceae.